AUGCUCGACCAGAAGAAAUGGCACCGCGUGGAGAAGGACCUCUAUCUGGGCAAGGGCUGGGUGUCCAAAGCCUACGUCCACAUCAAGCGCAAGCGCGAGGAGGAGCUUUCUGCCGAAGACAAGGUCAUCGUCGACGUGCGAAUCGGUAAACUCGACCCAGCGACAGGUGAGAAGGCACAGGCUGCUGAGAAGUGGGAGUCUCGCCCAGCUGGCGUCUGGCUGAAGAGGUCCCUCAAGCGUCACGCGAGCGACUCGAAUAGAGCAGUCACUGCAGUGGAUAUCCUGUUCGGCGCAGAUGCCGUCGAGCCGCGUCCUGGCUGGGAGCUGGUCAAGAACGGAGCGCUGCACCUCGACUCGGGAAACGACAGCAAGGACCCGCGCAUAAGCAUACGACGAGGCCCGCCAGUGAAACACGAGAGGCCGGUGCCCAAGAUCAGAAAGGAUGGCAAGUUCAAGAUUAUGCAGAUCUCGGACCUGCAUCUUAGCACUGGGCUAGGAGUAUGCAGAGACCCGGAGCCCAAGAGCCUCAAUGGCGGCCAAUGCGACGCCGACCCUCGAACUCUUGAGUUUGUUGAGAGGGUGCUUGAUGAAGAGAAGCCGGAUCUCGUGGUCCUCACUGGCGACCAAGUCAACGGUGGCACUGCGCCGGAUGUCCAGAGUGCCAUGUUCAAGAUCAUCGAACCGCUCGCCGAGCGCAAGAUUCCGUACGCAGCCAUCUUCGGUAACCACGACGACGAAGGCAACUACCUUUCUCGCAAUGCUCAAAUGUCGCUCUACGAAUCCCUUCCCUAUUCACUAAGCCAAGCCGGCCCCAACACCAUCGAAGGUGUGGGCAACUACUUUGUCGAAGUCGAAGCACACAACAACAAACACUCCGCGCUGACCCUCUACUUCCUCGACACGCACGCAUACUCCCCCGAUGAAGCACACUACCGCGGCUACGACUGGCUGAAACCAAAGCAAAUCGACUGGUUCAAGACCACCGCCACGCACCUCAGAGACGCACAUAGCAAAUACACGCACAAGCAUCUCAACAUGCCCCAGGAUAAUGACCGCGUCGGCAACUUCACCGAGCCCGCUACCGCUCCGCAAUACAACUCGCACUUCAAAGACGCCCUCGUCGAACACGACGUCAAAUUCGUGUCCUGCGGGCACGACCACGUCAACGACUUUUGCUCUUUGUCCAAAUCCCCCGAUUCCGGUGAACCCGAGCUCUGGAUGUGCUAUGCCGGUGGCAGUGGCUUUGGGGGCUACGGGGGUUACAACCAGUUUGUCAGGCGCUUGCGCGUCUUCGAGGUCGAUACGAAUCAGGCGCGCGUCUCGACGUGGAAGAGGCUAGAGCAUGGGGAUACGGAGAUGAGACUGGAUGAGCAGAUUCUGGUCGAUGCGGGCAAUGUUGUGCCGAUUCAGAGCUGGAAUCAGGAUUGA
Molecule: messenger RNA, 1428 nt
Organism: Parastagonospora nodorum SN15
Lineage: Eukaryota; Fungi; Ascomycota; Dothideomycetes; Pleosporales; Phaeosphaeriaceae
Exons: 3
Coding region: 1-1428 (475 amino acids)
Cellular component (GO): cytoplasm
Molecular function (GO): phosphoprotein phosphatase activity
Source: RefSeq, a predicted model, not a curated record